CUCAGGACUGUCCAUAAUUUUAAAGGGUGCCUCAAGACUGUCCAUCAUUUUAAAGGGUGCCUCAAGACUGUCCAUCAUUUUAAAGGGUGCCUCGGGACUGUCCAUAAUUAUAAAGGGUGCCUCAAGACUGUCCAUAAUUUUAAAGGGUGCCUCAAGACUGUCCAUCAUUUUAAAGGGUGCCACAAGACUGUCCAUCAUUUUAAAGGGUGCCUCAGGACUGUCCAUAAUUUUAAAGGGUGCCUCAAGACUGUCCAUAAUUUUAUAGGGGUGCCUCAAGACUGUCCAUAAUUUUUAAAGGGGUGCCUCAGGACUGUCCAUAAUUUUAUAGGGUGCCUCAAGACUGUCCAUAAUGUUUAAAGGGUGCCUCAUGACUGUCCAUAAUUAUAAAGGGUGCCUCAAGACUGUCCAUCAUUUUAAAGGGUGCCACAAGACUGUCCAUCAUUUUAAAGGGUGCCUCGGGACUGUCCAU
Molecule: messenger RNA, 469 nt
Organism: Staurois parvus
Lineage: Eukaryota; Metazoa; Chordata; Amphibia; Anura; Ranidae
Source: the annotation of a GenBank genome assembly